UCCCAGAAACGGCGCAGCAGGACGCCUGUCUUAGCCAGCCGCGCCUCAAUCCUUUGCAUGAGAGUUUUGCAACGAAAGACAACAACUUGGAAAGUGCUUUUUAGCGGAGUUAAGAGAGAAAGUCGGAAGGAAAGGAAAGGGGAGGGGCGAAGUGAGCUGAUGGAGUCGGAGAUGAGAUAGCCUUCUGCUCUCUAUCUAUCUCCCCAUCCUCCCUCUUCCAGCCACCGGGGUCGGACAGCCACGCACUGCGCCGCUUCUGUUCCGGAUGAUGUGACUCUUCUGUUCAGGCGGAUCUCCGGUUAUCAUCGUCCAUUUUUUUUUAAAUUUAUUUUAUUUUUUGUCAGCACAAAGGCAGCCCCAUCCUUCCAUUUGUGCCAGAUUGAGAGUCAGCCGGACUUUGCGCACAGUUCAGCCAGAGGAGGCUCCUCACCUCGGUGAUGGUGAGCGCUGGUGCAGUCAUGUGGCAGGGGAUUCAGAUUUGCUUCACGCUGUUUGCGCUGCAUUCGGCAGCAGCGCCGGCACACAUCAACCGUCUGGCACUGUUCCCUGACAAGAGUGCCUGGUGCGAAGCCAAGAACAUCACGCAGAUUGUCGGGCACACAGGAUGUCAGCCUCGCUCUAUUCAGAACAGAGCCUGUCUGGGCCAGUGCUUCAGCUACAGCGUCCCAAACACGUUCCCACAGUCCACAGAGUCCCUGGCGCACUGUGACUCCUGCAUGCCUGCCCAGACACAGUGGGAAGUGGUGACCCUGGAGUGCCCUGGUAGUGAGGAUUCCCCACGGGUGGACAAGCUGGUGGAGAGGAUCCUCCACUGCAGCUGCCAGUCAUGCAGUAAGGAAACUGGCCAGGAGGGGGCAGUGAUGCAGCUGUAUCCAGCAGACAACACCCUGGAUUCAGCGCCUUCUCUAUCUGAUCCCCUGAUUGCAGAUCCGUCCCACUCAGAUAACCUCUCUGUCAAACAAUCCAAGCCUCAUGCAGAUCAUCAUCACACGCUGCCCCACUCAUCAGGCGGGGGUUAGAACCACCUGCUUAUCCACAGUAAUGACUCUGCACAUCUUCUUUUCACUCUCCUCCACACUGCUUCCUAUGUACCAGUUUGUAUUACUAUUGUGGCACUUUGAAUCUGGCACCCCCCCAGAGAUCUGUGAUUUCGGAAUGAGCUCACAUAAAUACCACACUCUAUUUUUUUAAUAAUACUUACAGGUGUCUUGUGACUAUAGCCGGUUGUAUACUGUAGGGCUUUUUUUUCUGCUUUGAAUGUCAUAAAUACUCUGUUUGAGGUAACUAUCUCUAAUGUUGUAUGUAUGUUAAUAAAUCAUGAUUCGUAUCCAGUUAGACAAA
This is a messenger RNA of Cyprinodon tularosa, 1341 nucleotides long. RefSeq names its product NBL1, DAN family BMP antagonist (gene nbl1). Gene Ontology annotation, biological process: animal organ morphogenesis. The transcript is spliced from 4 exons. The record is from RefSeq and is a predicted model, not a curated record. Gene Ontology annotation, molecular function: BMP binding; receptor ligand activity. Lineage: Eukaryota; Metazoa; Chordata; Actinopteri; Cyprinodontiformes; Cyprinodontidae. The coding region runs from base 438 to 1019 and encodes 193 amino acids.